Messenger RNA from Vespa mandarinia (Asian giant hornet), 4237 nucleotides. RefSeq names its product rap1 GTPase-activating protein 1. The record is from RefSeq and is a predicted model, not a curated record. Gene Ontology annotation, biological process: regulation of small GTPase mediated signal transduction. Gene Ontology annotation, cellular component: cytoplasm. Gene Ontology annotation, molecular function: GTPase activator activity; protein binding. Lineage: Eukaryota; Metazoa; Arthropoda; Insecta; Hymenoptera; Vespidae.
AGAGAGAGAGAGAGAGAGAGAGAGAGAGAGAGAAACAGAGAGAGAGAGAGAGAAGCGUGGGUCUUCGUCCAACAUCUUUCGACGUCCACGGCUGGUGCAAUAAGAGAAAAGCUUGUCCUGGAAAACAUCGAAGUGAGAUUACUCUCCUCCUACGAGAGAAUAGAUCGAACUGUCGGGAGGAAACAAGAAUACGUUCGAUUCUAAGAAAAUAGAGGAUCGAUACAUCUUCAUCGUAAGUAAGAAGGAAAGGAAGAAAUAAAUAAAGGAAGAAAAAAAAUUUGGAAAAAGAGAAAACGCGAAAGAAGAAAAGGGACUCUGUAAAAUAAAAAAAAAAAAUAUUUAUUUCUACGUAUAGCCGGAGGCUAUCAAGACCCUUGGCUGAUCAAGAUAGGUCCUUAUCUACUUGAACGAUCCGAACGAAGUAAACGAUCGCUAGGUGAAUAUCUCGUGGGUGGAGAAACGCGAUGAGGGGGAGGAGUCGAGGUACUUGGUGAAUUACGUUUUAAACCACCCCCUCUAACCCCCCUACUCAGAACAGUCUGCCCGCCAACAGUCUCCUUGUUCCAGCACCGGUGGAAAAACUUUUUCAAGUAAACAGUAAUUAUUGUAGGCGAGAGAAGGCGAUCGUGAUUAAUAAUCGGCACCGGUUGAACAUCGAGAAACCUCGUGAGAAGAGAAUAGAAGGGAAGGAAAUAAAGAGAAGAGAGAAAAAGUAGCAGCGUGGGCGUUCGUGCCUGUGACGUGUGACGUGUGCGUGUGCGUUUGCGUGCACUCGCGUGUAUGUAUGCACAUUUACAACACGGAGGACUACGUACUCCUUCGUACCCUGGGUACAAAGAGUGUUAAAGAGAAAGAAAAAGAGAAAGAGUUGUACGAUCGUGCAAAUGAUCGUGCCCUUACGAUCCUUUCGAUCGUCGAUCGUCUUAGUGGAUGCCAGAUUGCCUGGAUGCCAGUUUUGGAAGGCGGAAUAGCAAAGAAGCGUGGUGCCGAUAGGCUCGGUCGCAAAAUGCGAAUGAGACUUUGCACCGCAUCGAAGGAGUCCUAUACGCUGCUCUCCAAGAAACGGAGACAGCAGCUCGAACAGUCCGUAUAUUGCGAGUCCGAAUCUCGGAGGAGCGCUGUGGAAGAUGAAAGGCAAGACGUCCAUGGCACCAAUCAGGAUAAGAUAAAGGGAACAACAACGCAAGAUCUCUUUGAAUUGUUGGAGAGAGUUCAAAGUUCUCGAUUGGAUGAUCAACGAUGCGUAUUGCCACCAUAUUUCUCUCAGUUAAGGAAAGCUGAGAAUCUCGAGUCCCGAGAAAACAACAGCAACACGGCAGGAACGGCUGUGGUGGCGGCAGCGAACUCGACGACGUCAGGUUGGGUUCCUGCGUCGAGAUCGAAGGGCGCAUUCGAGAGAGGGAACGAAGAGGGGAGAAAGAGAGAGAGCGAGAGAGAUAGGAGGAGGAGGAGGACAAGAAGCACGGUUAUGAUGGGAGUACUGCGCUGGAGGCACGAUCUUAGAUCGGAGGCCGGCCAACAGGCAGGAGGAACAGCAACUGCAACAACAGCAACAGCAACAGCAGCAGCUGGAGCAGCUACGACAACGACGCAGCAACAGCAACAGAGAGCCAGUUCUGGUCAUGGCAAUCAUGCGCAUGCGCAUGCCUUGCCGAAAUUACUCUCGCAGACAGCGAGAGACGAACGAGCUGCAUCAAGUCCGAGUGGUGCAGGUGGACAAAACAACCACUCGUCUUCAUCUCCAUCGCCCUCCCCUGUCGGCGAUGCACCUCUUGGACGAGCCCUUAUGGAGGCCGCACUUCAACAGGCUACUUCCGGCUCGCAGGAGCCACCCUUAGUCGUGACACCACCUGGUUAUUGGUUAGAUGGAACCGAUCAUCGACAUACCUUGGACUCGGCAGGCAGAGCACUACUUCCUGCUCAGCCAGCCUGGCAACCUAGGAUAGAUCAGGAUGACACGGCUAAGUGUUACAGGCGUUUCUUCGUUGGCAGAGAACAUGUGAACCUGAUAGGAAGGGACAGCGAGAAUGGGCCGGUCCUUGUCUCGGUGAAGGCCGAGACGGUCGCUGGACAAGAACACUGGCGAGUAUUGCUGAGAUUACGUGCUGGUUCAACGCAUGAGUUAGUCCCAGCAGCAUCUCUUGGACCGAUUCCUUCACCAGCGAAAAUGGUUAAGACGAUCAAUGACUCCUUGAACGUAAACACUUUGAUGCCAGUGGUAUGUUCAGGGGCUGGUACUUUGAUAGCUCAAUAUGACGAGCAUGCACUCGUCUCGAGAUUCAAAUUCGGCGUACUACAUCAACGGGCUGGGCAGGUGACCGAGGAACAGCUUUUCGGUAAUCGCCAAAUCACACCUGCUUUUCAAGAAUUUCUUGAUCUUUUGGGGCAAAAGAUCGACUUGAAAGAUCAUAAAGGAUAUCGAGGUGGUUUGGAUACUCGACACGGCCAAACAGGAGAUUCCGCGGUUUACGAAGUAUUUCGUGGUCGUGAGGUUCUCUUCCAUGUAGCUUCGCUUUUACCGUAUAGUCCAGGUGAUUCGCAACAAUUACAACGCAAGAGACAUAUUGGUAAUGAUAUCGUAGCGAUUAUAUUCCAAGAGGAACCUACACCUUUCAGUCCUGAUAUGAUCGCUAGCCACUUUUUGCACGCCUUUAUCGUCGUGCAAGUCGUCGAUCCAUGUACGCCUAACACAAGGUAUAAGGUGAGCAUAACGGCGAGAGACGACGUACCUUGGUUUGGUCCGGCCUUACCAACACCUGCUGUCUUCCUGAGAGGCGUCGAAUUUAAAGAAUUUCUUCUUACGAAAUUGGUCAAUGCUGAAAAUGCGGCUUACAAGGCUGAGAAGUUCUCAAAAUUAGAAUUACGAACUAGAUCCGCUCUGUUGGAGUCCUUGACGGAAGGAUUGCAAGCAAAAACAACGGAGUUCUUAGGUGGUACCAUCGGUUUAGGAGGUAAUUUAACAUUCGGUGGAAAUUGUCCUGUAAGCCCAACGGCAAGCGACUCCUCGGCUUCCGGUGGCGGAGGUACUGGCUCAAGAUUUAUCGAUACGGUACGAAAAGCAUUGAUAUCUCGAGUGAGAAAUGCAUCGACCGAGAGUGUACCUCAACAACUCGCUAAAAAGGGUGCUCAUUCUGAACCAAGUCCACCAAGUAAUCGACAAUCCAACGGAAAGAUAAGUGGGAAACGAUCCGUUGAACCGUCAAGUCCAUUGGGUUCGCCGGAUUUGACUUUACGAAGGGACUCAGAAAGAGGUAGUCCUAGUUUGGGAAGUCAAGACAGUAGUUUGUCCAAUACGGACAAUCAGGAUAGCAGUUUGGCUACAUUGCAGCAGGAUGAGGUAGAUCGUAGAGAGUCUAAUACAGGAAUUGGUGGAGCAAAUGAUUCCACGAGCACGGAAAAGAUCACUACGGUUUCCUCGGUUCAACGAUUAACUCAUGAAAACUUGAGAAGACAGGAACGAACAGAAAAGACCGAAGUAACACAACGCGUUGUUUCCGAGAGCGACGAUAGCUCAUUGAACAGCGAGCUUGAACUCGACCAAGCUGUUUAUCCUGACAGCGAUACCGGUCUUGAAUCUAUGAGUUCCGCGGAAACGCACGACACUACGAGGUGUAAUGCCAAAGACGGUGCUGCGGAAACCGAAACUUUGAGGAUGGAAGUUACUAGACUUAAGUGCGAUAAGCUGGACUUAUUGAGACAAAAUGUGACUUGUCAACGCGACAUUAAACGCCUUCGAGAGAAAGAGUUACAAUUGCAAUCUGACUUAGCAGCAGCAUCGAAAGAGAUUCUCCGAUUAAGGGCGAUGCUUAAAGAAUGUUCGACGAGCAUUCCUUUGGAUAACAACAAUCAACAAACGUCCACCGUUUGAAGGACCGUCGAACGCAUUUUUUGAUUCGUUAUCGCUAACGGUUAUUACCGUUAAAGAUCGCUAUAUUUUAAUCGUCGAAUGGGGACCGACCAAUUCGUAAACUUCGUAGAUCUUCCACUCUUCCGAGAUCGUUUCUUUUAAAAGGGAAUCAUUUGUUGUGUAUAUAUGUAUAUAUAUAUAUAUAUAUAUAUACACGAAAAAACUUGCAAUCAAUGCUUUCUUCCUCGGUUCGCUUUUACGACUGGGUUUUCUUAGAUAGCGAUUGGUACAAAUUCGAUAAGUCAUAAGGGAUAUGUAAUUAAAAUGUAAAGUCAAAGACGACACAGUUCUUUCGAAGUGGAACUCGUUAUUAGAACGUACAACAGUAUA